Molecule: messenger RNA, 1935 nt
Organism: Sungouiella intermedia
Lineage: Eukaryota; Fungi; Ascomycota; Pichiomycetes; Serinales; Metschnikowiaceae
Source: the annotation of a GenBank genome assembly
AUGGCUCUUUCUGUUGGCGUCGACCCUUCGACCAUUAGGCAACUUCUUCUUCAGCAUACAUUCCUGCCCCUCAUAUCUUUGCAACUGACACAUAAUGCCGAUUUGAUGUUCCAGCAGGCAUGCCAGAACUCACUGAUUCUGGUGCUUCAGGCGAUCCAGCCCUAUGGAAACAAUGCCAAACACGGCGUCACAGGCCAGGCAUACAAACUCACAAAUACCCAAUUGAUUACGAGGAUGUACGGGCUGUUUCCAGUACGCUUUGAGCCCCUGUUACCAGAGUUGCUUACGGUGCAUAAUCCUUCAGAUUCAAAGCUCACGGGACUAUUCAGUAUCUCAUCGUUGGAGCUCAUCCUUAAGAAAUUGUCUCAGUCACAAGAUGCUUCUCAAAAGAAUCCCUUUUCCGACUUGUACUUGAACAUGUUUCGUCGUGUGAUCACCUCAAACAAGGUAGUUCUGUUUGAUACAUUGAACCAUCCUGUUUCACAGAUCUUUGUCAUUGAUUUCGAGAACGACUCCAUCGAAGUGCUCCGCCAGAUGAUCGUGGAGUUCCGGAACUUCACUUUCCCCAAAUAUUUCCAGAUGUCCGAUCUUCUAGUGCAUGUAUUUAUCUUGUACAAUGCCAACGUUUCCAGCGAGUCAGAAGUUGCAAAGUUUCAGAACGAUAUCCGCACCAAUCUCACGGUGACGUCUACAGCCGUGCCAAUGUCUCUGUCUGAAGCAGAUACCCAAUUUGUCCGCGUUGCUUAUGACAAUGUAACCAUAGACUGUGAGGUCCAGAAAAUGUCUUUCCAGCAAGGAAAAGCGACACAGGAAGGUGAUGAGGACGAUCUUCAAAUCCCAAGGGAGUUGGACAUAACUCUCCGAGGCAGCAUCUUCGAGUACAUUUCAAAGUUUCUCAUUCCUCAUAUGGAGCGAAAGAUCCGAACAUGGGAUGACCUGAUUCUCUCACCCAAGAAAUCCAUCGCCAGCCAGUUCUUCUCUGUGUCAAGGAAGCUUUUUAAGAGCUCGGGAGAGCUGGUCUCACAGGCACACUCUGUGGAGUCAUAUAAUUCAGUGCAUAACUAUUAUCACCGAUCGUCGCCCGAACAGUCGAUCAGAAAACUUGCAGAUUGGUCUUUGAUGCUCAAAGACUUCAAGUACGCUUAUUCGACUUACGAUCUUAUAAAAAAGGACUAUACUAAUGACAAAGCCUGGGUGUACGUUGCAGCAACCCAGGAAAUGUGCAUCAUUUCUCUCCUACUUGCGCAAACUCAACCAUUGGCAUCAGACACGCUACCACAACCUCCAGACAAGAACACCCUCCGGAAAAUCAGACACGACAUCAUCGAACCAUACAUAGACAAUUUGUCGUACACGUUCAAGUCGCGGUUCAAUGUGAAAACGUACGCUAUCAAGUCGUAUUUGGUGGUCGCCGAACUUCUCCUCAACAUGAGCAUCAUGUUUAAUAUCCCGUGGUGGUGGAGCGAUCUUAUCGAAAGCUACUAUCUCAAAUGUAUGAUGGAAAUUGAUGCGCAUUUGGCCUCCAUUGGAAAUGGACCACAAGCUAUUAAGGCAGUUCUCUAUGAGCGCAUUGGUUACUCCAUUGGACAAUUUUCUUACGUGCCCUAUGGUUACCGCAACCUUUUAGCCUCGGCUUUCGAAACGGAAGAAAAUGAGAAUAAGGAAAUGGAGAAAGAAAAAGAUGGCACAUAUGUGAAUGUACUGAAGAUCUUACCACCGAAAGAUAAUGCCAUCAAGGGCCUCACCAGGUUCCGCAAGCGUUCCUUGUGGUACAUUCUAUCCAUGCGGGAAUGGUUAAAGCUCGAGAACCUGCAGCAGGUGAAGAGUCUUGUCGAUGAUGGUGUCCUCCAAUUCAACAUGAAAGAGACCACUGGCGAGUGGUACGACCGACAUGAUCUCAUUUUGGCUACUAUCAGGGCCAGCAUCGGAGAGUGA